GGCUUACCCUAGUCUCGCAGCCCCAUUUUUGUUUCUCUCACUCCUAUUUCUCAUUUAUCUUUCUCUAAUCUGUCAACGCCAAUCUCUUCGCCUCCCUCCAUGAUUAUCGCCAUCCUAGCCAUAGCCGAUGAAGAUGAGUGGUUGCUUCUGUAAUUGUAUAGGCACCCAUUACUCAGAGUCGUGUGCUACAUGCCCAUGAGAAUAUUGAGACCGUGAAAUCGCAAGGUGACUGCAAAAAAAAUCAAAUCUUCAUAUAAAGGGUCUAGGGGGGAAUUAAGAUCAAGAGGUGUAUUCAGAUGGUGUAGACUAUGGCAUUGGCAACUCAUCCAUUGAAGGGUUCUUGUGACACUUUCCCAUCCGUGCCUUCAUUGUGGAGCAGAGGGAGCAAGUUAAAGCAUUGUGUACCAGCAUUCGGUGUUGUUGAGAGAAAAGAUAGGUUUGUAUCCUUGAAAUGCAGAUCAUGUUCAAGUAUAGGAGCUUCUGUUGUCCUUGGACCAAAGUCAAAACCAUUCAAAGUAUCAGCAUUCAAAGACUACCAGUUUGAUGAUUCUAACAAUGGCAGACCUAAUAGCUCAGAGUACCUUAAAAAUGCUGUUAAAGUUUCCUAUUUGAAACAUAAGAGUGAAGAAUCUUCAGUGGAAUCUUCGAAGUUACAGAAUGAUGAUCCUGCUCCUCACACGGCAGCUGUUGAAUCAGCAACCAGAUCACUGGCUAUUCAGAACUUAUUCAAGAGUUGGUUGAUGUUACUGCAUGCACCAUCACAAACCCAAGAAGCAGAUAAAGUUCUUGAAGAAUCGUCAGUGGUAAAAACAUCAGAAAUGGCAAAUACUCCAGUAAAGCAAAAAGGUGAAUUUCUGAAGGCAGUUUGGUGCCGUAUUUUGAGCCUGGAUACAACAAUCAGGAUACCCUUUUUACUCUUCACUCCACUAUACCUUGCUGUCAACCUUGUAUACGGAAUGGAAGUAUCGAAAGAAUUGACUCCCUUGUGGAUUCUCGGACCAAUAGUUGUUGCUGCUAAUGUAAAGAUGUUCCGAGCAUUAUGUGGGCUCUAUGCAUUCUGCUUUAAACAGACAGUCAAUGUAAUCAAGAACUUGCCUAUCUAUUACUCGCUGGUGCAUGAUCAUGUAGUUCAUGGAAAGCUAAAAGAAGCCAUGAGAAUACAUGUAUUGCAACCUGUAGCAGACAUAAGAAACAUGAACUACAAUGAAGUAACUAGGAGAACAAUGAAGGAUUUGCAAGGGUGGCUGGUUGAGAGACAGUUGGAUCUCAUUGAAUUAGUAUGGCCGUACUAUUGCAGAACAAUCAGGUUUCUGAAGAGUACAAAUCUGAUAUAGGGUUGAGUGUCUUCCAAGAUAUCUUGUCAAAGGAGUAUGAAAACUCAGGAACCUUCCUCUUCCCCUCGCCGGAUUCAUUUUCCUGUUCUUGGGCUCGUUCAUUUUUUACCGGGUGAGAUAUUCAGACAGGCACAUUUGAUGAAACCCCUUUCUGUACUCAGGUUCUUCUCUAGAGCAGUUAGAGGGAAUUGCAGCCUUUGAGGUAUGUAGGAUCGCUAUAUUUGUACUCGUUCAUAUCUCAAGUUACGCACAUUCUUGAUUGGCAUGUGUAGAGACUACGAAAAUCACUAUAUAUAUAGCUAGAUAGAUAGAUAGAUAUAUGCAUAAUGCAUCUAUUGUUUGGGAAGUCCUUAGAGAUAAACUGUUGGCUGGUGUCGUAAUGAGCCAGGUGAUGUGGAGGCAACAUUUGGGACGUUCUUUGUAAGAGAAAAACUCUUGGCUUGUGUCGUAAUGAGCCAGGUGAUGUGGAGGCAACAUUUGGAGUAAGAUAAAAUGUACGUGUAGAGUGUUAGUUUUGGAGUUUAGAGAUAAAAUGUUAUUUGUAUUAGAGGAAUCGAAUGCAUAAGUCAUAGCUUUGAUUAA
This is a messenger RNA of Salvia miltiorrhiza (redroot sage), 1916 nucleotides long. RefSeq lists its product as uncharacterized. The transcript has 5 exons. NCBI's taxonomy places the organism in Eukaryota, Viridiplantae, Streptophyta, Magnoliopsida, Lamiales, Lamiaceae. The record is from RefSeq and is a predicted model, not a curated record. Bases 309 to 1334 code for a protein of 341 amino acids.